This is a messenger RNA of Dermacentor andersoni, 1255 nucleotides long. RefSeq names its product isochorismatase domain-containing protein 2-like. The record is from RefSeq and is a predicted model, not a curated record. Lineage: Eukaryota; Metazoa; Arthropoda; Arachnida; Ixodida; Ixodidae.
AGAAAAGUUGCAGAGAGGCAACUAUGGCGGCGCAAACAGCUGUGCGAAAUGUGGGUCGCCUGUCUCCUCAGAAGACGGCGAUAUUCCUCUGCGACAUGCAAGAGAAGUUUCGCAAGACCAUACAGUACUUUCCGCAGAUUGUGGCCGUCUCUCAAAGGCUGCUGAAAGCCGGGCGCGCGCUUGACAUGACUGUCAUCGUCACCGAGCAAUAUCCGAAAGGUCUGGGCAACACCGUUCCGGAGCUCGGCCUUGCCGAGUUCCCAGACAUCAAGCCAAUCGAGAAGACCCAGUUUUCCAUGAUGACCGCUGAAGUAACCCAGACGAUGCAGGAAAAAGGGCUCGACUCGGUUGUGCUGUGCGGGAUCGAGGCGCACGUCUGCGUCCAAAACACAGCCCUGGCACUGCUAGAGCGAGGCUUAAAUGUGCACAUCGCUGUUGAUGCGUGCUCUUCGCGCACCAUGGUCGACAGAUUCUUCGGCUUUGAACGGAUGAAAGCGAUUGGAGCUUGGCUGACCACAAGCGAGAGUGUCAUCCUCAGUUUGCUCGGUGGCUCAUCACACCCAAAGUUCAAGGAAGUCCAGAAGCUCAUCAUGGAGUCAGCUCCCGACAGUGGCCUGCUUGGGUUUGCUCAGAAGCAGACGAGUGCCUUAUAGGAAACAAAACAAUUCGGCACGUUAAUUUUACACCGCCUACAUCCUCCACUGCAUUUAUAGGAGCCGAAAGUGUGGCCUAUUCUACAAGCAUAGUAGACUAGCGUAGUUUUCUUGUUUUACUUAGCCAAUGUUAAAUUGGCAGCAUGAGUGGGCAUUUUUGGCGUUUUUCGAUCUCAAAAAUGGGUGGCUACGUGUCUAGAUAUUGGAACUGGUAACAUAUGCUCGCAACGACAUCUCCACGUCGAAAAAGAAUGUGCAUGUUUGGGGAAACACCAAUCACUGUCAUCGACAUUGAUACUGUGUUGACGUGAACAGCGAUGUAAAUUUCAUAAGCAGUUAUUGCUCUUUGCAGGGUGCUACACAAUACACGAGAUGUCCCUGAGAAAUAAAUAUGAAAGCCACGGCAGCCAUUUUUCUUAUAUGCAACAGAUUCAUAACUUAAAGGAGCCAUUGGUGAUCCAUGUAAAAAAAGAUGUGCACAGUUUGGAUAGGUUUAGACAUAGAAAAAUGUCCAUUUUGUGGGCCUUUUUGAGCUUGUGUUGUUGAACUAGUUGCUUGUGUAUAUUGAAAUAAGCAAUAAAGCUGGAAUAUAUUGCACAAUA